AUGCCACCGUUCGUCCCCCGCAAGCGCUUCUCCGAGGACCCGGACCCGCCCCCGGCCAAACGCCAGGCCCAGGCCGAUGACUCCACCAAGCCCUCUCACAUUAGUGACUCCGAUUCAGAUUCGGACUCUUCGUUGAGCGAUGUGCCAGAGUCUGCCAAUGCUACUCCCCAGGCGCCGCGCGCAUCUGGCGACGAUGAUGAAGGUGAGGAGGAGGAAGAGGACGAUAUCGACUGGGAAGAUGCGAUCGACACUAAGACAACGAGCGCGACCACUCCAAGCAUGGCCGUCGCUGAGAUUCAAGAUCUAGAAUUGACGCUAGAUAAAGAUGAACAUCAUGUCUCAGACCUCCUGGAUGGCAAGAAAGGGCCGUCCAAGAUUGAGCGCCUGAUUCGCAACCAGACGCACUGCAUGCAUGUCCAGUGCUUGCUCUUCCAUAAUGCCAUUCGCAAUGCCUGGAUCAACGAUAAGAAGGUCCAAGAAGCACUACUCCAGAAGCUGCCAGAAGGCAUCAAAAAUGAAGUAAAGAAAUGGCGCAUUGCAGCGGGGAUAGAGAUCCCGGAGCCGAAGCCUCCCCCACCGAAGAGCAAGAAGAAAGGGAAACAGGCUCGAAAGAAGCAAGACUGGGGUGAAGAAUCCGAACGACUGGAGCCGGGUCAGCCAGAUAUGAGCGCGGGCGACCCGAUCAUUCCUCUGCUCAAGGUCCUGGUUGCGUACUGGAAGAAACAGUUUCAUAUUACAGCUCCUGGCCUCCGGAAGCAUGGUUAUCGCCCAGUCUCCUCAGUCGAGGUCAUAAUGAAUGAGUUCAGGGAGGAAGACCACAACCCAGAAAUCCACGGAGAACGGAUCGCGAAUCUCGAAGAGUUCCGAUCAACGGCAGAGCGAAUGCAGGGCUCUCGGGACGUUGGCGCCCAGCUAUUUACAGCUUUGAUCAGAGCUUUAGAGAUUGAAGCACGGCUGGUAGGCAGUCUACAACCACUGGGAUUUGGCUGGACCAAAGCAGAAACUGCCUCCCCACCUACUCCAUCCAAGACGGAGAAAAAAGAGAAAGUCGAGACUGAUGUUGACGCUGGUGGUUUCGACCCCGAGAUCGACUCAGAACAGGACCUUCCAAAGGCAAAGAAGAGCAUCCCAAAGUUCGACAAGGACCUACCCUUCCCUAUAUACUGGACUGAAGUUGCCUCGCCGGUCACGCAUCAGAUUAUCGCGAUUGACCCUCUGGUCCUUCCAAAUUCCGUUGCAACAACACCGGACUUUCAAGCAGCAUUCGAGCCACGCGGAGCCAAGGCAGAACGCGCCAAGCAGGUAAUAUGCUACGUAGUCGCACACUCGCCCGAUGGAACCGGCAAGGACGUCACCACGCGAUACCUUCGACGGCGAACAUGGCCAGGCAAGACCAAAGGAUUCCGGAUGCCUGUAGAGAAAAUCCCGCAACCGGGCCGCCGAGGACAAUACUUUGAGUAUGACUGGUUCAGAACGGUCAUGCGUGGAUACGAAAGGCAUCCAGACCGCAGAACCAAGGUUGACGAGGUCGAGGACGCAGGAGAUCUUCAACGAAAGCAACCGGAAAAAAAGAAAACGGCCCAGACCACUGAUACUCUUCAGAGCCUUCGCCAAUCGACCGAAUUUGUGCUGGAGCGCUUCCUGCGCCGUGAAGAGGCCUUGAAGCCGGGCUCAGAGUCAGUUCGCACCUUUACUGCAGGCAGAGGUGCCAAAGCCAAGGAAGAACCCGUGUUCCUCCGAGCACAUGUCGUCAAGUGCAUGUCGGCAGAGAGUUGGCAUAAAGAAGGCCGCAAGAUCCAGCCUGGCGCGGUCCCUCUGAAAAGAGUGCCCAUUCGAGCCGUAACACUGAUGCGCAAGCGCGAAGUCGACGAGCUGCAGCGUGAAACGGGAGAAAAACCCAUGCAGGGAUUAUAUUCUCGCGAACAGACCGAGUUCAUAAUCCCUCCGCCCAUUGAAGAUGGCAGAAUUCCAAAGAAUGACUACGGGAAUAUCGACUGUUUUGUACCUACUAUGGUACCGCGCGGCGCCGCCCAUGUCCCGCUCCCUGGAACUGUACGAAUCUGCAAGAAACUGGGCAUCGAUUAUGCUGAAGCAGUCACCGGGUUCGAGUUUGGUUCAAAGAUGGCAGUACCCGUGAUUCAGGGUGUGGUCAUUGCCGCUGAGAAUGAGGAUCUGCUGAAAGAUGCCUGGCGAAUUGAAGCUGCUGAAAAACGCAAGCGCGAAGAGCUCAAAGCUGAGAAGCGGAUUUUGCAGACAUGGCGUAAGUUCCUGUUCGGCUUGCGUAUCGCUGAACGUGUUCGUGAAGAAUACGGUGGAGAUCCAGAUGCAGAUCGUGAGCAAGAUUCUCAUAAUCCAUUUGCUACUCGGAAGAAACACCAGGAACAUGACGCUGGGGAUGGGCACGAGGAGGAUCAUCUCGAAGAGACUUCUCACAACCCCAUUGACCAUGGUGGUGGGUUUCUUUUGCCUGGCGAAGGGGAUGACGAAGAUCACGGCUUGAUUGUUGAGCAUCAUGAUGAAAGCAAUGAAGGCCCACCCAAGUCUCAUCCCCACGACUCGGGAAAUGAAGAUGAUGAUAUUGAGGAGCUGUCACCACCCAUCUCGAUACCCGACUCUGACGAGGACAACGAGCCUGAAUAUGAACCAUCCACUCGAAAUACUAGACGGCGAGGUCGUGGCGGUUGA
Messenger RNA from Penicillium atrosanguineum, 2685 nucleotides. RefSeq names its product Rad4 family protein. The record is from RefSeq and is a predicted model, not a curated record. Gene Ontology annotation, cellular component: nucleus; XPC complex; cytoplasm. Lineage: Eukaryota; Fungi; Ascomycota; Eurotiomycetes; Eurotiales; Aspergillaceae. The transcript has a single exon. The coding region runs from base 1 to 2685 and encodes 894 amino acids. Gene Ontology annotation, molecular function: damaged DNA binding; single-stranded DNA binding. Gene Ontology annotation, biological process: mismatch repair; nucleotide-excision repair.